AUGAUCGCGUACAGCACUGUGAUCACGCGAGACUCAGUUCUCAGUCACAGGAAGAUUGAGGGCUCUUCAAACCUGCAUCUUUCCAUCUUGGAGCCUCUGUCGAGAGGUCUUGGGAGUCAGGCCAGCAUGUUGGUGGACCAAGGAGCUGCUGUUAAGGACUCAGAGGACACUCCUUUCCCCGACAGCAUUGAGAAACAUAUUGGAAGGACAUCUUCAUCUCUGAAGAAGUAUGACAAGACACAGUUAAUUAAUUCAAUCAAUAGCCAUUGCAGUGUCCCCUUCACUCCAGUGGAUUUCCACUAUGUUCAACACUGGGCCCUGUUCUUUGUCCAGGGUGCUAGUGCUGCUUCUACAUUGAUGGAUGUCAGCUACAAAAUUUGUAAUGAGGAGAAUCUAAAGGUAUGUGUGGAUGCUUUUGCUGUACCCUACUCUGUGCAGAAUAAGUUGCAGCCAAAAUAAAUAGAGCAGCUAAAGCUGACUGUGAGCAAACAAUAUAAUGUCUCCCAGAAAGCUCUUGAUCUCCAGAGUCUACGCUAUGACCCAGGCUUCAUGCAUCUUGAUGUUAAUAUAAUUCUGAAUCAUAGAAACCACAUGACUGCCACCUUAGAGAUCAUCAAAAUGAGUUUCCCCCAACUGUUGUUCCUCAAUUUGUGCAAGAUCAAACUGUACCAGCUGGAUGGCCUGUCUGAUAUUGUACAGAUAGGCCCCAUAAUCAGGAUCCUGAACCUAUCCAAAAAUCAGCUUAAUUCCACCUGGGAGUUGGGGAAGAUCAAAGGCCUGAAGCUCAAAGAGCUGUGUCUGGGAGGGAACCCCUUGUGUGACACGUUCCCAGACCAACCCACCUACAUAAGUGCUAUCAGGAAAUGUUUCCCUGAAGGACAGUCUCAGGGUUCUAUGCAUGCCUUCACCCAGACCUUCAUCGCUACCCCUGCCAGUAGUUCCAGUAUGUUCAUCAUGAAUGAUGAGCUGUUUGUGAGGGUCCCCACGAUCAGUGAGUCUCAGAGGGCAUUCUCUAUUCCCAUGCCCACAUCUUCCUGCAGUUCUCAGCCCACCCUCUCCCAGGUGCAGCAAGAAAUGGUGCUGCUUUUCUCCUACCAGUCUGGCAUGAAACCACAGUGGUCUCAGAAGUGCCUUCAGGACAAGAGGUGGAAAUACACCAGAGCUGCUCAGGUCUUCACUAUGCUCAAGGUGAAGGGCACAAUCUCAGAGGAGGCCUUCAAACAAACCCCUUAA
Molecule: messenger RNA, 1233 nt
Organism: Phyllostomus hastatus (greater spear-nosed bat)
Lineage: Eukaryota; Metazoa; Chordata; Mammalia; Chiroptera; Phyllostomidae
Product: nuclear RNA export factor 2-like
Exons: 15
Biological process (GO): poly(A)+ mRNA export from nucleus
Cellular component (GO): cytoplasm; nucleus
Molecular function (GO): RNA binding; protein binding
Source: RefSeq, a predicted model, not a curated record